CAACAGUACUUAUUAAUCCUUUUUUGUCAAUAAUUACUUUCCGAUGUUUUAUCUUGUCUCUUGCAGGAAGUUGAGUGACCUCUGUCCCAAAUCAUGCACCAAUAGUUGCGCCGGCUGCGGCGAGAGUUGCACAAACUGUUGCGAUCCCUAUACUGGCUGUUGUGCGGGUUGCGGUGGACCGUGUCUGUGUUGCUGGUGUCAACCUUGUUGCGACCCUUAUGCACAGCAGGACCGGUUGUACUACCACAAGCAGCUGAUGAUGAACAAUGCGUAUCAACUUCAACACCACUUGGGACCACCCCGGGCCAGGGCCAGGAGGAAAGAUGCCCUAUAAAAGGCCCCCAGCACCAUUGCCGCGAGAAAGCACCAAGAGAAAGCCAUACUACGAUGAACCUGAAUAUGCUGAAAUAGAUCAGAUUUACAAAGGCAGCCCUCGCAAGAAACAAAGAGAAAAGGAUAAAUAUGUCAAAUUCACUAAGAAUCAGUACCAGGACUCAGCCGAUGAGGGCGACGUAAAACCUACAAGAAAAAGGGCACAGGAAAAAGUGGAAAAUGAUUACAUCGAUAUCUUGGCCGACGACGACGUCGACAAUGCUUACUUAACACCUACGCUGAGGGGAGAAAGAUAUGAGUCCGCCUUCGAUUCAACACCAAUUCGACCACGAUGACAGCGUCGAUGGGGGAAAGGGUGAUCAUUCAAGUUUGCGGCAUCAAACAUCUCGGGUACUGUCCACGUGUCGCUAUAGCUGUAUGUCGUUACCUGAGCUAUUAUACACCAAUAAUGGACAUGCUUCCUUCUUUUAAUUGCCAUCGGCUCUGCAAAAAACGAUGACUUAUUUAUGCAUUGACAUUAAGUAGAUACUGCAUACAUCUUCGCCAUGUUGCAGAAAUAAGAUUGAAAUUUACAAUCAAUAAAUCGUGAAUUUUAGCUAAUGAUUUCUCAA
This is a messenger RNA of Lytechinus variegatus (green sea urchin), 944 nucleotides long. RefSeq lists its product as uncharacterized. The transcript is spliced from 4 exons. Lineage: Eukaryota; Metazoa; Echinodermata; Echinoidea; Temnopleuroida; Toxopneustidae. The record is from RefSeq and is a predicted model, not a curated record. Bases 267 to 668 code for a protein of 133 amino acids.